This is a messenger RNA of Labeo rohita (rohu), 1120 nucleotides long. RefSeq lists its product as uncharacterized. The transcript has 6 exons. Lineage: Eukaryota; Metazoa; Chordata; Actinopteri; Cypriniformes; Cyprinidae. The coding region runs from base 1 to 819 and encodes 272 amino acids. The record is from RefSeq and is a predicted model, not a curated record.
AUGCACUACACAACUAGAAUCUCAACAGAUUUGAAAUCACUAGGCAUCAUUGAUGACUUUGUCGCACGUGUAGAGUUUGAGCUCCGUGAGGACACGUUCGAGCUGCACUCGUUGCAGCUCGAGCUGGAGGCCGUGGAGAAGCAGAUUCAGGAGCUGUUGGUGCGGCAGACCGAGCUGAGAGAGCGGAGAGCCGCUCUGGAAUCCUCCCGGGUCCCGUGCACCCUGGACGCGAUCUUCCCAGAUGUCCUUCACUCCGGCGCCGGGACACCACGGACCCUGGGUGCAGCAGCAGCGGAAGACGCGAGCCAGGCCCCGGCCGAGGACCUCGCCCCCUCCGCCGCCUCCGGUCUUCGAGAUCUCCACCCGGAACCGCUUCGCUCCCCUUCGCGAGACGGAACGCGACGCUGUGAUCGUCGGAGACUCCAUUGUCCGAUACCCGCAAUCCUGAAGGACGGCGAGAGCGUCGGCGCGAUCGUCCUGCACGCGGGGGUGAACGACACCAGGCUGCGGCAGACGGAGGUUCUGAAGAGGGACUUCAGCAGCCUGAUCGAGACGGUUCGCAGCACGUCGCCCGCGACGAGGAUCAUCGUGUCAGGACCGCUUCCCACGUAUCGACGUGGGCACGAAAAGUUCAGUAGACUUCUUGCUCUAAAUGAAUGGUUACUGACAUGGUGUAAAGAACAGAAACUGCUCUUUGUUAAUAAUUGGAAUCUUUUCUGGGAACGUCCUAGGCUUUUCCGUGCUGAUGGCCUGCACCCCAGCAGAGUCGGAGCGGAGCUGCUGUCGGACAACAUCUCCAGGACGCUACGCUCCAUUUGACUAGAAUUCACAAGCUCCAGUGUGGAUCCAGAACACUUAAGAAGAGAUGAUGCCAACCCCACAGAGGACUUCAGAUGAUGCCAACCCUGAAAACAUACAGCACUACCGAAUUCUGCUACUAAUUUAUAGUGUUCUUUGUCUGUUUGAUUACGUCAUUAAUUGAUCUUUACCACACAUCUCUGCCAUAUGUGCAUCAAGCUACUACUACAUAUAUUGUAAAAAUGUCAAUUUGGUGUAAAGCUGCUUUGCAACGAUAUGUAUCGUGAAAAGCGCUAUACAAAUAAAUUUGAAUUGAAUUGAA